This is a messenger RNA of Rhopalosiphum padi (bird cherry-oat aphid), 807 nucleotides long. RefSeq names its product succinate dehydrogenase [ubiquinone] cytochrome b small subunit, mitochondrial (gene SdhD). Gene Ontology annotation, biological process: mitochondrial electron transport, succinate to ubiquinone; tricarboxylic acid cycle. Gene Ontology annotation, molecular function: heme binding; ubiquinone binding. The record is from RefSeq and is a predicted model, not a curated record. Gene Ontology annotation, cellular component: membrane; mitochondrial envelope. Lineage: Eukaryota; Metazoa; Arthropoda; Insecta; Hemiptera; Aphididae. The transcript has 4 exons. The coding region runs from base 212 to 727 and encodes 171 amino acids.
UGACAUAUGUUGCAAUGUUAAGGACAAUGUUAUUAUUUUAAUAUUCAUUAAUCUUCAAUACUAAUAGUGCAUUAUUCAAUUCUGAAAACCUUAAUAUUUAUGAACUAUUAAAGUUAUAAAGUGCAACAAUUUAAUUGACUAUCGUCCAAAUUAGCAAACAACUAAACAUUUACUAAAUACAAUUAUUGUUUCACCGUGUUUCCAAAGCAAAAUGUUGAGUGUGAAACUUCUUCGUCAAACCAAAUAUUCGAUGUUUGCUGCCCAAAGAUCAAUAUCCUUUAAUGCAUUGUCUAAGUGUGUGAAUCAGUUUAAUGUUGCUAGUCGCUUGGGGAAUAAAACACUAACUAAGCCUUUAUUGACUGCUCCAAUAAUAGCUCGUUUCACUGGAAGUGCUGCAGCUGUUAAAACCGGAAAGAAUUAUGCUAGCCUUUGGAGAGCUGAACGUGUUGUUUCUAUUGCACUUAUGGGAUUAUUUCCUGCUGCAGUAUUAUAUUCAUCACCAAUAAUCGAUACUUUAUUAGCAGGAAGUAUUAGUCUUCAUGUUUACUGGGGACUUGAAGCAUUAGUAGUUGACUAUUUACGUGUACCAGUUGUAGGAAAGCUGGCUAAUAAAGCUGGACAUGCAACUAUUACUCUUCUUGCGAUUGUCACUUUGGCUGGAUUUUUGCAAGUUAUUUUUGUUGGGGAUGGACUUGGAAAUGCCAUUGUUCAACUUUGGAAAUUGUAAUAUUACUUAAAAUGUUUUUAUGUAGUGUAAUAUUAACAUGUAAAUAUUGUGUUGAAUAAAAUCAUAAUUUUAUCUAUUUA